AGCCAACUUGGAAGUGGUCCAUUGAAAGGUUGCUAGCGCGACCUCCUGUACUGUAGAAUGUAGUAUGGACCAUAGGACAGGACGAAGAAGUCCCGUUAAGAAGCUGUGGAGGCCUAAGAUGCUCUACUAGUCUGCUGGAAAUCCAAAGAAGACGAAGGAGUAAAAAGCAAAAUGGCGUUUGACAGAGAAGGCCUAAACGUGGCCACUGGCCAUUAUUGUUUCUGUAUUUGUAUUUAGUGCAUACAUGUACGCAUGUAUGUCGUGUAAUAGAUGAAACAUUGUUAGUCAUUGUUUGUAUCCGGAUACAUUAGUCUGAGCGCACUUCAUGUGCUAGCUUAGCUUGCUAGUUAGCUUAGCUUGUUAGCUGCUAACAAAGAGACGCGGACGUUAUCAACACAUCGCUAAGUAGAGAUCAAAUGUGAGUGUAAAGUGUUGUGAUUGUGUGAAAAUGUGCGAAAGAACGAUAGCAAAGUAUGAGGAGGAACUUUGUCCAACAAAAGAGGAGAAGGAGCGACAACAUCAACUACUAGACGCUGUUUUCAAGAAACAUCAAGUUGUGUUACACAGAACAGACAUCCAGCAGCCGGCCGACACUAAAGAGGAAGAGGAGGAUCCACAGCCCCCCCACAUUAAAGAGGAAGAGGAGGAAGUGUGGAUCACUCAGGAGGAAGAGUGUCUUCUCGGGCAGGAGGAGGCUGAUCUCACCAAGUUUCCACUGACUGUUGUCUCUGUGAAGACUGAAGAGCAUGAAGACAAACCACCUGAGUCCUCACAGCUUCAUCACAGUCCAAACGUCUGUGAAGAACAACUUCUGCCUGAAAAACAGGAGUGUAGCUUCAGGAUGGUGAAGGAGGAUCCAUCAAAGAGGAAGACCAGGCACCACAGACCCUCUGGUGUCUCCUUUUCCUCUUUGACACAGACCCUUCCCUAUAAAAAGGAAGAGGAAGACUCACUGACCCCCCACAUUAAAGAGGAAGAGGAGGAUCACAGGAUCAGUCAGGAGGGAGAUCAUAUUGAAGGACUGGUGGAGUUCCCAGUGAUUGGUGUCCCUGUGAAGAGUGAAGAUGAUGAGGUCAAAGGUGAAAGUGAGGAGAAGAGAGAGGCGGAGCCUCCAAGCAGCAGCUCAACACAACACAUGACAACAGAAGCUGAUGGAGACCACUGUGGAGGAUCACAAGCAGACAAGCUCUUAGCUCCACUAUCAGAUAGUGAGGACACAACGUCACACUCUCCUGACACUGAUGAUGAAGACUCUAAAGAUAAUAAGACAUGUCACACUGACAACACCCACUUGAAAUGUUCUCACUGUGACAAAUGCUUUCAUUCCCGUUCUUAUCUGAAAAUACACAUGAGAACACACACUGGAGAAAAACCGUUUUCCUGUUCAGAAUGUGGUAAAUGUUUUACUAACAGUCAGAGUUUGAAAGUGCACAUGAGAACGCACACUGGAGAAAAACCAUUUUCCUGCUCAGAAUGUGGUAAAUGUUUUACAGUAAGUCAGAGUUUAAAAGUACACAUGAGAAUACACACUGGAGAAAAACCUUUUUCUUGUUCAUUCUGUGGUAAAGGUUUUACACAAAAAAAUGUGUUAAACGAACACAUGCCAAUACACACUGGAGAAAAACCUUUCACCUGUUCGAUAUGUGGUAAAAGUUUUACACACAGUCAGAGUUUGAAAAAACACACAAUGUUACACACUGGUGAAAAACCUUUUAUCUGUACACUCUGUGGCUCAUCUUUUACAAGGAAGGAAUAUUUGAAAGUGCACAUGAGAACACACACUGGUGAAAAGCCUUUUUCCUGUUCAGUCUGUGGUAAAGGUUUUGCAGAAAGUCAACAUUUGAAAAAACACACCAGAACACAUACUGGAGAAAAAUCACAUUCCUGUUCAAUCUGCAACAGAAGCUUUUGUGAACGAUCAACCCUUAGAGCACACAUGAGAACACACACAGGAGAGAAAGUGUUGAGUUGCAGUGUGUGUGGUGAAAGAUUCUCUUAUAAGAAGCAGUGUAAGAAACACAAGUGUGCUGGUGAGAACAGCAGCAGCAAAUGAAACUGCAGGAUUUGAAAUAAACUGUCAAAACUUUAAUUUUGAGUUUGUAACAACAUCCACACAUAAAACAUUUGUGACAUUGUUGUUUGCCUAACAAUCUUUUAUUAUGCUUCUACAUUUAUAGAUUAGUUAUUUUCUAUAAGUGUGAGUACAUGCAAAGUCAUUUAUCAACAACACCCAGAAACGCCGCCGGCUUUGCAGGGUCCAAACUCUUCUAAGAUGGACUGAUGCAAAGUGGAAAAGUGUUUUGUGGUCUGACGAGUCCACAUUUCAAAUUGUUUUUGGAAACUGUGGACGUCGUGUCCUCCGGAACAAAGAGGAAAAGUACCAUCUGGAUUGUUAUAGGCGCAAGUUUCAAAAGCCAGCAUCUGUGAUGGUUUGGGGGUGUAUUAGUGCCCAAGGCAUGGGUAAUUUACACAUCUGUGAAGGCACCAUUAAUGCUGAAAGGUACAUACAGGUUUUGGAGCAACAUAUGUUGCCAUCCAAGCAACGUCAUUUUCAUGGACGCCCCUGCUUAUUUCAGCAAGACAAUGCCAAGCCACAUUCUGCACAUGUUACAACAGCGUGGCUUCAUAGUAAAAGAGUGCGGGUACCAGACUGGCCUGCCUGUAGUCCAGACCUGUCUCCCAUUGAAAAUGUGUGGCGCAUCAUGAAACCUAAAAUCCCACAACGGAGACCCCCGGACUGUUGAACAACUUAAGCUGUACAUCAAGCAAGAAAGGGAAAGAAUUCCACCUGAAAAGCUUCAAAAAUGUGUCUCCUCAGUUCCCAAACGUUUACUGAGUGUUGUUUAAAGGAAAGGCCAUGUAAUACAGCGGUAAAAAUGCCCCUGUGACAAAUUUUUUCCAAUGUGUUGCUGCCAUUAAAUUCAAAGUUAAUGAUUAUUUGCAAAAAAUAAAAAAAUAAUUGCUCAGUUCGAACAUUAAAUAUCUUGUCUUUGUCUUUCGUCUAUUAAAUUAAAAUAUAAGUUGGAAAGGAUUUGCAAAUCAUUGUAUUCUGUUUUUAUUGACCAUUUACACAAUGUGCCAACUUCACUAGUUUUGGGUUUUAGAUUCAUAAUACAAUUUUAGACUUAUUCAUAAUAGUGUUUUCUAUAGGUGUUUGAAAUAUUGAAGUAUUACAUAUUUGUAUUUCCAAUUGUUAAUGAUCCCAUAGAUUAGCACCUUUAUAUGAUAUACAUAUGUACUGGUUCACAUCUGAAACAUAUUCUGGACCACUUCAGGAAGCAUAUUAUUAUUUACUUUAUACAUAAUUUGAAUGGUUGUCUUUUAUACAAUUCGAAAAUGUGUGACUUUAUUACGGAGCCCCUAAAGGGACAUGGGGGACAUUUUGUAUUUUUAUUUUUUUAGAUGUGUAUGUGCGAGAUAGUUUUUCGUGCGCACGAGAUAGUUUCUUGUGCGCACGAGAAAGCAUUGGAUGCGUGCGGAUGGUUUGAGGUGUGUGUGAAAAUGCCAGUUCAGGAGUUAAUUUGGCUGUAUUUCCAACUAGGACUUUCCCCCAUGUGUGUUGUGGCAAAAUAUGAAUGCCUGACAAAAAUGUAUUUCCUUCGCUGGAGCGCACAGCGCUCGCUGACCCUGCAUUUUUGUCUUGGUGUGUCCACAGCAAGACAAACACUGUAUCUCCGUGGUUAUUGUAUCGCUGUGUGUUUGACAUUUUUUAAGAAUUCAUCGUGCCCGGAAAUGGACUGUUUGCCUCUUCUGUGGGAUUAAUGAGAUUUAAAGGACCGUUAGUCCGACGUUGAUGUGAUAAAACCUCUUUCUUGUUUGGAAGAUACAUACAAUUGUAACUGUUGUUUCUUCCUGCACAUAAUAAAUAUGUAC
Molecule: messenger RNA, 3873 nt
Organism: Entelurus aequoreus (snake pipefish)
Lineage: Eukaryota; Metazoa; Chordata; Actinopteri; Syngnathiformes; Syngnathidae
Product: zinc finger protein 391-like
Exons: 3
Coding region: 449-2053 (534 amino acids)
Biological process (GO): regulation of transcription by RNA polymerase II
Molecular function (GO): DNA-binding transcription factor activity; RNA polymerase II cis-regulatory region sequence-specific DNA binding
Source: RefSeq, a predicted model, not a curated record